Messenger RNA from Colletotrichum siamense, 1065 nucleotides. RefSeq names its product Zinc-type alcohol dehydrogenase-like protein. Gene Ontology annotation, molecular function: oxidoreductase activity. The transcript has 2 exons. The coding region runs from base 1 to 1065 and encodes 354 amino acids. Lineage: Eukaryota; Fungi; Ascomycota; Sordariomycetes; Glomerellales; Glomerellaceae. The record is from RefSeq and is a predicted model, not a curated record.
AUGACGUUGCCCGAACAUACUUCAGGAUGGAUAAUUCAGGGCACCGCACCUAACGAUGGCUCGGCAGCUCUUGUCUGGAAACAAAAUUUGAACUUACCGAAGCUCUCUGAGCAUGGCGUUCUGGUUCAAUUCCACGCGUGGUCUCUGAACUACCCUGAGAUCGCAAUCGCCACUGGAACUUACCCCUGGAAACAAGACGACCCAGCUGGCAUUCCGGGUUCUGAUGCAGCAGGAGAGGUCGUCUAUGUGGGCAGCGGUGUCGAGAACCUUACUGUUGGAGAUCGUGUAUUCCCCAUCUACUACCCAAACUUCGACUUUGGGUCGGCCCCCACUAUCGAGACCGGGCGAGGAGUCUUUGGUCUGGAUGCCCCGGGCGUCUUCUGCGAGUACGCUGUUUUUGAUCAACGCGCUUUGUCAAAGAUGCCGAAGAACCUUUCGUACAAGGAAGCAGCAACUCUUCCGUGUUCGGCGCUGACUGCAUGGAACGCGUUAUACGGAUACAACCCGAUCAAGCCUGGAUCCUGGGUUCUCGUGCAAGGUACGGGUGGCGUGUCGAUGUUCGCCAUCCAGUUUGCCCUUGCUGCCGGGGCCUCAGUGAUUGCCACGACGUCCUCAGAAGCGAAGGCAGGGCUCCUUCGCGAAAUGGGAGUCGAACACAUCAUCAACUACAAAGAAGAUCACGAGUGGGGGGAGACGGCCCGCAAGCUCACUCCUGGAGGCCUUGGCUGCGACCACGUCAUUGAAGUCUGCGGGCCUGCGACAAUCCGUCAGUCUUUCCAGUGCGUUGCCCGUGGCGGUAUCAUAAAUGUUAUCGGGUUCCUUGCUGGGCAGACUCAGGGGCCGGAGGAUCCGACAUUCCUCGAACCCUUGGUUCGGGCUUGUGUGGUUCGCGGCGUGGAAGUUGGAAGCCGACAGCAGCUUGAAGACAUGAUCAAGGCUAUUGAGUGUCAGGAUAUCAAGCCUGUGCUGGACAGCGUCGAGUUUUCACUGAAAGAGCUUAAGCAGGUAUAUGAGCGAGUUUGGAAGAGGGAGCACUUUGGAAAAGCCGUGAUCACUGGUAUUUGA